GCGGAUGAGAACGUAUCGGAUGCGAGGUGUUCUGUAUUAAUUCAAUUCAGUGCGGUGUAAUCUCGCUAUCGCGGGUACACACUAAAAAUUAUAUGCUAUGUACCUCAAGAACCUUUUGUUAUUUUUCUCUUGUAUAAAGAAAUGCCGUGACUUUUUAAUACAUUCAUGAAUUACUGGCGUGAGAGGUUAAGAAGACAGUUUUUCAGCUACGGUCGAUAAACGAGAGCAGCUUUGGAGUCAGGAGUUUGUGAUUGAGAUCCACGAAAAUUUGCAGUGUAUGAGAACUGGACAAAUAUGAGGCGAAAUGUGAAGAUUGUGCUUUUAUUGUCAUGUACAUGGAUGUUUAUCUUUGUUUACUACUACCACACAUCGAAAGAAAAUAAGAGUGAAAAUCGAGCAUUAAGACUGAAAGAGUCCAUAUCUCUAGCUCUUUCUACUGGGGUAUCCAACGGAUAUGUAGAUUCUGAUAGCACUAUGAUGAUCAUGUCAUCCGAGCUUCUGCAACCUCCAACGCCUGACCCCAGAGUGACAUGGAAUUAUUUUGAUGAGCGAGGCUACGUGUCACGAGGUGGCUUAAAAGUUGGUGAAGAUCCUUACACUCGAAAUAAAUUCAACCAAGAAGCUUCUGAUGGAUUGCCAAGUAAUAGAGAGAUUCCUGAUACCCGCAGUGCAAUGUGUCGUUUAAAAGAAUGGAGACGAGAUCUUCCACCUACUUCCGUGAUUAUAACUUUCCAUAAUGAAGCGAGAUCAACACUUCUACGUACUGUCGUUAGUGUACUAAAUAGGAGUCCAGAACAUCUCAUUAAGGAGAUCAUUCUUGUAGACGACUUCAGUGAUCACCCUGAGGAUGGCGAAGAACUGUCAAGAAUUCACAAAGUAAGGGUGAUAAGAAACGAAAAACGCGAAGGACUUAUGAGGUCUAGAGUAAGAGGUGCUGACGCUGCUACAGCAAGUGUUUUAACUUUUCUCGACUCCCACUGUGAAUGCAAUGCUGAUUGGCUUGAGCCUCUGUUGGAAAGAGUUGCUGAAGAUCCAACGAGAGUUGUAUGUCCAGUUAUUGAUGUUAUCAGUAUGGACACAUUCCAAUAUAUCGGAGCUUCAGCUGAUUUAAGGGGUGGUUUUGACUGGAGCUUAGUCUUCAAAUGGGAAUAUUUGAGCCAAGCAGAGAGGCAAUCACGUCAGAAGGAUCCAACUCAAGCUAUAAAAACUCCAAUGAUUGCUGGAGGUUUAUUUGUUAUCAAUAAAUAUUACUUUGAAAAGCUUGGAAAGUAUGACACUCAGAUGGACGUUUGGGGUGGAGAGAAUUUAGAAAUUUCCUUCCGAGUAUGGCAGUGUGGUGGAAGUUUAGAGAUAAUUCCAUGUUCUCGUGUAGGCCACGUAUUUCGUAAGCGUCAUCCAUAUUCGUUUCCUGGGGGUAGUGGUAAUGUAUUCGCUCGAAACACUCGACGUGCUGCUGAAGUUUGGAUGGAUGAUUAUAAACAAUUUUACUAUAAUGCUGUACCCUUAGCUAGAAACAUACCAUACGGAAGUAUUCGAGAUAGACUUGAGUUGAAAAGGAAAUUGCAUUGCAAACCCUUUAGUUGGUAUCUCAAGAAUGUAUACCCAGAGCUUGUAAUUCCUACAAGUGAAGGAGGACCGGGUGGUGCAUUAAAACAAGGCAAUGCAUGUCUAGAUAGCAUGGGUCAUUUACUAGAUGGAAAUGUUGGGCUAUAUCCGUGUCAUGAUACCGGUGGUAACCAGGAAUGGAGUAUGACGAAAGAUGGGCUAAUAAAACAUCAUGAACUUUGUUUAACACUGCCAAUGUAUGCAAAGGGAACGAGUUUGGUGAUGCAAAUUUGCGACGGAAGUGAAAACCAGAAAUGGAAACGUCUUGAGGGCGGUUUAAUACGACAUUCGAGAAUUCCUGCUUGCAUGGACUCGAGAUAUCAUGUUGAAAGAGGAAUCACUGCGGAAAAAUGUGAUUCUACUGCUGAAUCACAGCGGUGGCAUUUAUAUAAUCAUGGUCAUUAGCUUUAAAUUUAUUUUUUAAGAUUUUAUGUGAUUGCUUUUAGGAGUGAGAAUUAAGAUAAAUUGAAAAUGAAAACUCGAAAAGUUAGAAAAUUGUGUGUGUGUGUGGUUUUAUAAAGGCCUAAAAUAUGAUGAGGACAAUUAUUAGUUUAACUAAUGAUUAGUUAUCAUAUAAUCCAGUUGCAAAUUUUAUUAAUGCAAGAUUACGAAGGAUUCUGCAUCUUUUAUUUAUAUACAUGUUGAUAAAUUAGGGUUCCAUAUUAUAUAUUAUUAUUGAAAAAUGUUACCCUCGUACGAAUAGCAAACCACAAUAUAAGUGAAAUAUGGAUCUGAGAUUACAUCCAUAUGAGGGUAAAAAUGUUUUUGGGCAGCUAUGAUGGAACCCUAGAGCAGUAGGAAAGAAUACUUUUACAAAUAAUAAUUUUGUAUAUAAAAAAUCUUUCUAUUGCUCAGAAGAUAUACUAAUAUAAUGUUAUACAAAUUUUUUUUACUUAUUUUUUAAAAGCGUGGUUUCAUUGAGAACGCAGAUUUCUAGCGUGUUUACUAGUCGUUUUGUUUACAUGUAUAUGUAAUUUAAUACGAAUUUUCUUCCAUAAUUGAACAAUCAUCUAAUGAUAAAUUAACUUUAAUUGUUGAGACUCACCAUACUAGGAUCAUGAUUAAAUCAUUUUUUUAUAUUUAAAACAAAAUACUCAAUAAUUUAUGCCAAUUGUUUUAUAUCUCGACAAAUAUCAAAUUCAUUAAUCAUCAAACUUAUAAUUAGAUGAUGUGUCAACACUCGCAAAAAUGUCUUCAAUUUCUAUCGUAUUACAAUUUAUUUUUAUAAUAUAAAUUCAAGUACUUACUUUUAAUGGUGCUGAUAAGAAAAAAAAACCAAAAAAAAAAUAUUGCGUUUUAUUGUAUUUAAAUUUAAUUGUUAGUCAAACUGUACUGUUAUUUCACUACUAGUACAUUUCUUGUCAAUGAUAUUGAUAGUGAAGGAAUUUUUUAUGAUAAAAUAAAUAAAAUCAAAAAAAGUCAACAUAAUUAAUAAAAUUUAAAAAAAAAAUUUUUUCUGUUUUGAAUUUAAUUUUGGCAAAAUAUUAUUUCCCGUUAAAAAUGGAUGUCUUCAAAGUGUGUAGUAGCUGGCUUUUGAUACAUAUUGAAUGAUGUCAAUACAGGCUUUAGUAUAAAAUUUAAAUGUUUGUAAAUAUGAAUUUUUAUUAAAAAAUUAGAUGCUGAUAGCAUAAUAAGGACUUGUAUAUUUGAAAAAAACUGGAAUUUAAGAAUAAUUUAUCAUUUUAAUAAAAUAUUAUUAUUUUUAUUCCAUUAGCUAUGCCUCCUUUUGUAUCUUAGAAAAUAAAUUGAAAUUUAAAUUCCAAUAUGGAGAAACAAUUAAGACUUAUAGUUAUGUUAUCAAUUAAAGAAUAUUAUAAAUUCAUUUUUUACUAGCAAAUAAUCAUAAUUGUUAAUCAAACAAUACCAAUCAACAUACUAAAACAAAAUUGAUAAUUAAAAUUAAUCAUUAAGUAAAAUAAAAAUGAAAGACAUUAUUUGUGAAGAGAGAAAAUUAAAAAAAAAAAAAUGAAGAAUGCUCAUAUGUAGUAUCUUAAAAAUACACAAGUCCUACAGUUAUAUUUAUAAAAAAUAGCAAUGUAGGUAAAAAAUAAAAAUUACAAAUCACAAAUACUUAAAAGAGCUAAUGAUUUAAAUUGUAAAUUUUUUAAAAAUGAUUAUGAAUUGUAAAACAGCUGUUAAUUCACAAUCAAUUUAAAGUAGACCCUUAA
Messenger RNA from Chelonus insularis, 3773 nucleotides. It is a transcript of the gene Pgant2, whose product is annotated as polypeptide N-acetylgalactosaminyltransferase 2. The record is from RefSeq and is a predicted model, not a curated record. Gene Ontology annotation, molecular function: polypeptide N-acetylgalactosaminyltransferase activity. The transcript is spliced from 10 exons. Gene Ontology annotation, cellular component: Golgi apparatus. Lineage: Eukaryota; Metazoa; Arthropoda; Insecta; Hymenoptera; Braconidae. Gene Ontology annotation, biological process: protein O-linked glycosylation. The coding region runs from base 295 to 2010 and encodes 571 amino acids.